Molecule: messenger RNA, 489 nt
Organism: Mytilus californianus (California mussel)
Lineage: Eukaryota; Metazoa; Mollusca; Bivalvia; Mytilida; Mytilidae
Exons: 4
Coding region: 91-369 (92 amino acids)
Source: RefSeq, a predicted model, not a curated record
AUAAAACCCGCUAAUUUUUCCAAUUAAAUUCACCGAAACCUGCUGAUUAGCUGAAUCAUACACAUAAGAUCAAUAUCAACGUUCCUUUAGAUGAAUAUGAAGGUAGCAAUUAUUCUGGCUAUUGCUCUUGCAGUAAUUCUUGAAGUCCACGAGGCAGAUGCAGGUUGUGCUUCAAAAUGUAAAGCCGUUUGCAGAAGAAGACGCUGUGCAGGUUAUGAUUGGGUCCUUUGGGGAGGACGUUGCUACUGCAUAUGCUCUAGAUGUGCCAUUGACCAUACCAUGAAAUUCCUUAAAAAUGAAGGUUCAUCUGAGAUGUUUCCACAUAUGAAUGACAAUAAGGACACUGACUUCUUUCACGACAUGCCAUAAGGAGAAACCAAGGCAGGUGAAACUGACACGUAAAGGAACGGUUUAAUGCGAAGAUGAUGGCAUUAUAUACUUCUACUUUUUAUUUAGCUCCAAUUUAGAGAUGUCUUUUAUUUCUGUUAU